Molecule: messenger RNA, 720 nt
Organism: Paracoccidioides brasiliensis Pb18
Exons: 2
Coding region: 1-720 (239 amino acids)
Source: RefSeq, a predicted model, not a curated record
AUGUCUAAAGCGCUGUCAGCCAUUGGCAGCCUCAUGUUGCACGCAGCUGCGGUUUCCGGUCUCGGGAUUGAAGACACAAAUACCUUCGACUCGAAUUAUAUGGAGUCCCUAGAAUCAGAUACCAGCACAGCAACCAUAACGAACAUUCUCGUCCAAUGCAUCAACUUUCAAAAGCGGCAGAAGCUACACGGAUUAAUCAUGACAUUAGUAUUCAUGAUCAUCUACCCUCUGGGCGCGUUGUCCCUGCACCUUCCGCUAAAACUCCGCGUACCCCUUAAUUUCCACCUGCCGAUCCAGAUCGUGGGCGUAAUUAUGAUGGUAGCAGCAACAGCACUGGGGAUCCGAUUGGCAUUGGAGGUGCACUUGUGGAAUCUGCUACGCGCCCAUGUCGCCUUGGGGACUCUUGCAAUAGGCGCAAUCCUAAUAAUCCAACCUACCCUGGGUAUUAUACAAAGUCGCUGCUCUGAACUUGGGGUAGAGGAUAACAAGAGCAACUUGUGUGGCGUUAUGCAUAGAUGGAUAGGGAGGGGAGCAAUACUUUUGGGCAUGGCUAAUGCUGGCAUCGGGUUCCUGGUCGUGGGUAUUGGUACGAGUAUAGAAGAGGGCUCACUGACAAGGAGCUUUGUUUUGAUGGGGGUCUUUACGUCAUUGUGGUUCUUGGUUGUAUUGGUGGAUUUCCACCGUGGGCUGGGCGAGAAUGGCGCAAGGCGGAAACGGUAG